This is a messenger RNA of Lolium rigidum, 1254 nucleotides long. Its product is annotated as transcription factor BHLH3-like. The record is from RefSeq and is a predicted model, not a curated record. Gene Ontology annotation, biological process: regulation of DNA-templated transcription. The transcript has 4 exons. Lineage: Eukaryota; Viridiplantae; Streptophyta; Magnoliopsida; Poales; Poaceae. Gene Ontology annotation, molecular function: protein dimerization activity; sequence-specific DNA binding; DNA-binding transcription factor activity. The coding region runs from base 1 to 1008 and encodes 335 amino acids. Gene Ontology annotation, cellular component: nucleus.
AUGGAUAAGUUUGACGAGGAGUCGUUCUUGGACGAGCUCAUGUCGCUGCGGCGGCCGAAGCAGGCGCCGGAGCCGUGGCAGGCGACGUACCCAGGCAGUAGCACGAUGAUGAGCGACCUCAUCUUCUACGGCGGCGACCAGGGCGCCUCCGAGCCGAGGAGAGACAUGGACAUCGGGCCGUUUCUAGAGCCCAUGGCGCCUCCGCGCCCGCAAGAUGAGUUCAGCUUCGACUACUUGAGCGAAGUGUGCGACCCAUACAGGAGCUUCGUCCCUGGGGUUGUCGACGCGGCCGGCCAGGCGCUCGCUCAUCCCUUCAACGACGCCUUGCCGGAUGACGACAUGCAGCUGUUUCAUGCUGGUGGGUCCUCGUCGUCCCCCAUGACGUUCAUCUUCCAAGGAGGGGACAUUGGGGAGAUGAACGGCAUCAUCAGAGGCGCUCCCGGUGUCCACCCUAGGAGCAAGCUCAACGGCGGCGCUCCCUCGAAGAACCUCAUGGCCGAGAGGCGGCGGCGGAAGCGGCUCAACGACCGUCUGUCCAUGCUCCGCUCCAUCGUGCCCAAGAUUAGCAAGAUGGACAGGACUUCGAUCCUUGGGGACACCAUAGACUACGUGAAGGACCUCAAGGAGCAAAUCAAAACCCUCAAGGGGGAGAUCGGCACCACGCCGGGGGAACUGAACCUGCUGAACACAGCGAAAAAUUUCUCCAGUGGUAUCAACGAGGAAAUGAUGCCAAUGAGGAAUCCCAUUAAGUUUGAUGUCGAGAAGCGACCCGGCGGCGGCAUGAGGAUCGAGAUCUGCUGCGCGGCGAACCCCGGGGCGCUGCUCUCGACGGUGUGCGCGCUGGAGGUGCUGGGGCUAGAGAUCGAGCAGUGCGUCAUGAGCUGCUUCAGUGACUUCAGCAUGCAGGCUUCCUGCUCACAAGAGGAAGGGAAGAGGCAAGUAAUAAGGACCGACGAGAUCAAGCAGGCAUUGUACAGGAGUGCCGGCUAUGGAGGUAGAUGUAUCUAAGCUAGCUAGGAGUGCCGCCUAUGGAGGUAGAUGUAUCUAAGCUAGCUAGGAGUGCCGGCUAGAGAUCGAGCCCGUCAGUUCAUUAAUCAUGCAGAGCAAUCUGUCUUUGCACAUUCUAUUUGCAUGAAUUUGUUUUAGAAAUAUCUGCGUGAAUUAAUGUAGACUGUUUAUCUGAAUAUUUUAGCAGUAUUCUCAGUUAAGCCGUUGUGUGACCGGAUUGUACAUCUGUGUGUGUGGUCAUGUAUG